This is a messenger RNA of Penicillium soppii, 1329 nucleotides long. Its product is annotated as NADH:flavin oxidoreductase/NADH oxidase. Bases 1 to 1329 code for a protein of 442 amino acids. Gene Ontology annotation, molecular function: FMN binding; NADPH dehydrogenase activity; NADP binding. The record is from RefSeq and is a predicted model, not a curated record. Lineage: Eukaryota; Fungi; Ascomycota; Eurotiomycetes; Eurotiales; Aspergillaceae. Gene Ontology annotation, cellular component: intracellular anatomical structure. The transcript has a single exon.
AUGGGGUCUAUCUCGUUCAGUUCUCCGUCCAUGAACAAGGCCGAGGGGAUACCCUAUUUUACUCCCGCAAACAAUGCCGGAGCAGCCGCCAAUCCAGAAUCCCCCGAUACCCCGACACUCUUCCGUCCGUUGCAAAUUCGAAACGUGACGCUCAAGAAUCGUGUGAUUGUGGCACCUAUGUGCAUGUAUUCGGCGGAGUCAGAUCCCACCUCUCCUGCCGUAGGUGCUUUUACAGAUUAUCACAUUGCACACCUCGGUCACCUGGCCACCAAAGGCGUCGGUCUAGUCAUCACUGAAGCCGUGGCAGUUCAGCCAAACGGUCGAAUUUCGCCCAAUGAUGCUGGUCUUUGGCAAGAAGGAACUGAAUCGGAGCAAUUCAAAGGACUUCGCCGUGUGGUGAAUUUCGCACACAGCCAAGGUGCUAAGAUCGCCAUUCAACUAGCCCACGCAGGUCGGAAAGCGAGCACUGUAUCUCCUUGGCUUGCAUCUCAGCGGAACAAGCGCAGCGUCAAAGCCGACGAGAGUGUUGGUGGUUGGCCAUCCAACGUCGUUGGCCCUUCCGGUGGGGAGGAACACAUCUGGGCCUCUGACGAUCAAUUCUGGGCCCCACGGGAGCUUACAACUGACGAAGUCGAAGAAAUUGUUCGGGCCUUUGCGCGAAGCGCAGAGCUCUCCGUUAAAGCAGGAGUAGAUGUGAUUGAAAUUCAUGGUGCCCAUGGAUACCUAAUUCAUCAAUUCCUGAGUCCCGUUACCAAUCAACGCACCGACAAAUAUGGUGGCAACUUUGAGAAUCGAAUCCGUAUCGUUUCUGAAGUGGCUGCUGCGAUUCGUGAUGUGAUUCCCACUGGAAUGCCGUUGCUCCUUCGGAUCAGUGCCACGGAGUGGCUCGAAAAACAAAAUGUCGCAGCACAAACUGGAAGCUGGGACUUGGACUCUUCAAUUGAACUGGCCAAAAGGCUUCCUGAUUUGGGUAUCGACUUUUUGGAUGUGAGUUCAGGCGGAAAUCACAAGGAUCAACGUAUCGAACCCCAUACAAACUAUCAAAUCGACCUUGCUGGCCAAAUCCGAUCUAAGAUCCAUGCUGACGGUCAAAAAACGCUUGUUGGUGCUGUCGGAUUUAUCACUGAGGCAGAAUCCGCUCGUGAUAUUGUCCAAGGCGCAGAGGAGGCACAUGCGAACGAAGCUAUGUUGUCUGGCCAAGAGCCGAAGGCUGAUGCCGUGCUAAUGGCUCGGCAGUUCCUCCGUGAACCAGAAUGGGUGCUCAAUGCCGCUAAGAAACUGGGCGUCAAGAUAUCGGUGCCCUUUCAAUUUGCUAGAGGGUUGCUUUGA